GAAAAAUUAUUAGAAUUAAUAGAACUUAUGAUUUAAAGAGGUUUUAGGUUGCACUAAAAAUAAUAUAUAGGAAAGUUUAGUCCUGAAAAUGAAACAAAAUAAAAGUUUGAUCAUGCUCGAGACAGUUGAACCCCCAAAUGUGAAGUGUACCUUCUUCUUCUUACAAAUAGCUUAUCCAGAUAUACCCAAACACAACAGAAACAACAACUACUAGGAACAGAACCCCAGAAACUACUUGUCCAUCAAAACAAACCGAUCAAUUAAAUAAAAUUCAAGUUUGGAUCAUCAUGGAGCAGUCAUCAUAUAAAGCUCAUGUCCUGUUACUUCCAUAUCCAGGCCAAGGUCAUAUAAACCCAAUGCUCCACUUCUCCAGGCGCUUACUCUCCAAGGCCAUCAAAACCACCUUGAUAACUUCCGUUUUUAUCUCCAAGUCUAUGAACUUUGGCUCCUCCAUCGGCUCCGUCGACCUCGACGUAAUCUCCGACGGUUACGACGAAGGUGGGUUCGGAGAUGCAGGCAGCAUCGACGAUUAUCUGGCUCGACUGAAGACCGCGGGUUCGAGAACCCUAGCGGAGCUCAUCAAGAAGCACGAAAGCUCUUCCAACCCUGUUGACUGUGUAAUAUACGAGCCUUUCUUGCCUUGGGCUUUGGAUGUGGCCAAAGAGCAUGGUCUGUUUGCUGCUGCUUUCUUCACGCAACCUUGUGUUGUUGAUUAUAUUUACUAUAAUAUUCACCACAAGCUGCUGAAGUUGCCGGUUUCUGAAACGCCUGUGUCGAUUUCCGGGUUGCCUUUGCUUGAGCUCAGGGAUAUGCCGUCUUUCGUUAAUGUUCCUGGUUCAUAUCCGGCUUACUUUCAGAUGGUACUGCAUCAGUUUUGUAACACAGAGAGAGCUGAUAAUAUCCUUAUCAACACAUUCUACAAGCUAGAACAAGAGGCUGUGAAUGAGAUGUCAAAGGUUUGCCCUGUAUUAACAAUUGGGCCAACAAUUCCAUCCAUAUACUUGGACAAGAGGAUUGAAAAUGAUGAUGACUAUGGUCUUGAUCUUUAUGCCUUAGAUGCAUCUAUUUCCAUCAACUGGAUGAGCACUAAGCCGGCAGGAUCAGUUGUGUAUGUAGCCUUUGGUAGCAUGGCUAAUCUAAGUGACAAGCAAAUGGAAGAACUAGCAUGGGGUUUAAACAACAGCAACUUCAACUUCCUGUGGGUGGUUAGAGCUUGUGAGCAGUCAAAACUACCUAAAGGAUUUGUGCAGGAAUUGGGUAGUAAGGGCCUGAUUGUGAAUUGGAGUCCUCAGGUGAAAGUGCUGGCAAGUGAAGCUAUUGGGUGUUUUUUCACACACAGUGGAUGGAACUCAACAAUUGAGGCAUUGAGCUUAAGUGUGCCGAUGGUGGCAAUGCCUCAGUGGACUGACCAACCACCAAAUGCUAAACUUGUUGAAGAUGUUUGGAAGGUAGGUAUCAGAGUCAAGGUUAAUGAAGAUGGAAUUGUGACACGAGAAGAAGUUGAAUCUUGCAUCAGAGAAGUAAUGACAGGAGAGAAAGGAAAAGAGAUGAGAAAUAAUGGUGCAAAAUGGAGGGAAUUGGCUAUUGAGGCAGUAAGUGAAGGUGGAACAUCUGAUAAAAAUAUUGAUGAAUUUGUAUCCAAGUUGGUAAGCCUUAGAAGUUAGAGCUAAGAUUAUUUUCCUGAUAACUCUAUCGUUCUGCUUCCAGCACUGUCAUAUCACAUUUACUGUUGAAAAGAGAGUAGUUUCUUUUCUGAUGUGCAGCGAUUAUUCACAAGCUAGCUUUACAAUUAAUAUAAUUUUACAUGCUUAAAUUUCCA
This is a messenger RNA of Ricinus communis (castor bean), 1819 nucleotides long. RefSeq names its product UDP-glycosyltransferase 74F2. The transcript is spliced from 2 exons. Lineage: Eukaryota; Viridiplantae; Streptophyta; Magnoliopsida; Malpighiales; Euphorbiaceae. The record is from RefSeq and is a predicted model, not a curated record. Gene Ontology annotation, molecular function: UDP-glycosyltransferase activity. Bases 288 to 1664 code for a protein of 458 amino acids.